CGUCUCUAAGCGUAAAUGUAUGUCCUUGGCUUUCCUUGGCGAAAUACAACUAAUUGAUGGUUUAGUUUUGACGUCUGGUCGAUAUAAUACGUUGACUUUCAAUAUGCAAAAGACUAUGUUGAUUCUUCUUUGUAGUACUUCGUCGAUGGUUGCAGGCAAAUCACGAAGACCGAGAAAUUCAGACAAGUACGCAAGCAAAGCUUUUUUUCCGUUGAAUACAGUGCUAGUACGAUUCUUGCCCGGAACGAACACUUGCCAUAACUCCAAACCAAAUCAAAAUCGCACCUUUGAAUUGUAA
Molecule: messenger RNA, 298 nt
Organism: Ambispora leptoticha
Lineage: Eukaryota; Fungi; Glomeromycota; Glomeromycetes; Archaeosporales; Ambisporaceae
Source: the annotation of a GenBank genome assembly